Molecule: messenger RNA, 1383 nt
Organism: Eutrema salsugineum
Lineage: Eukaryota; Viridiplantae; Streptophyta; Magnoliopsida; Brassicales; Brassicaceae
Product: plant intracellular Ras-group-related LRR protein 8
Exons: 4
Coding region: 43-1218 (391 amino acids)
Molecular function (GO): protein binding
Source: RefSeq, a predicted model, not a curated record
UACUUUGUGUGUAUAUAUAUAUGCACAUACACAUAGGAAGAUAUGAUGGGUUACGAGCAGAUGAAUCAGAUGACAAUGACAACAACCGCGAUGAUGAAGAAUUUCAAUAAGAUGGGACCAAUCAAUACUCCACGGAAGAAAACGACGAGGAGAAGUGUGCCGGCCGCCAUUGAUGGCGGUGCGACGGUGGCGGCUGGAGAAGGAGAUUGCCGCCGGAAUAUCAUCAAGACUCUCGAUCUGAGCGGCAUGUCCUUGGCUUCUCUCUCAGCCUCUUCUAUCAACUUAGCUUCAAUCUCGAAACUUGAUCUCUCCAACAACAAUAUUCAGCAAAUUCCAGAAUCUCUAGUAGCAAGAAUGUUAAACUUGUGGGCAUUGGAUUUGCACUCAAAUCAGCUCAAAUCUCUUCCCAACUCCAUUGGAUGUCUUUCCAAGCUUAAGAUUCUUAAUGUCUCCGGAAAUUAUAUCCAAUUUCUCCCCAAAACUAUCGAAGAUUGCAAAUCAUUGGAAGAGCUAAACGCCAACUUCAACGAGCUGACGAGGCUUCCAGACACGUUAGGGUUCGAGCUAACGAAUCUGACAAAGCUCUCAGUCAACUCGAACAAGCUUGUCUUGUUACCACACUCCCUUGGCCACAUGACGUCGCUACGUGUGCUCGACGCGCGGCUUAACCGCAUUGGGUCUCUCCCGGAUGAUCUAGAGAACCUCGUGAACCUUCAGGUCCUUAACGUUAGCCAGAACUUCCAGCACUUGACGGUUUUGCCUUACUCCAUUGGGUUAUUGAUAUCUCUCGUGGAGCUUGACGUUAGUUAUAACGGAAUUACCGUUUUACCGGACUCCAUCGGCUGUCUCCGCCGGAUUCAGAAGCUCUCCGUCGAGGGCAAUCCCCUCGUCUCCCCUCCUUUUGAAGUGGUGGAACAGGGUUUGGAAGCAGUGAAGCGGUACAUGAGCGAGAAGAUGACAGAGUCUUAUAAGAAGACUCCGAUGAAGAAAAAGUUGUGGGGCAUUGGUAAGAUCGUCAAAUACAAGACCUUUAACGGCCUGAGCUCAUCUCCGGCGAGGAGUCCCGGCGGUAACCGCCGUGGAGACGAGAGGGAAGGCUUCAUCAACGUCUCCGAUUACCGCCAGAUCGACGGAAUCGCCUCCCCUCGACACGUGUCUCUCUUCAACCCGCGACGCCUCUUGUCUCCAUUCUCCGCGUAUUUCUCUCCUCCAAGGUAGUAUUAGUUAGGUUACUUCUGUUUUUUUUGUUUAUCGUCAUUCACAUUUUUUUUUUUUUUUUGCAUGCAGCGUUAUUCCCUUGUACUGUAUGUUUUUUUUUUUUCUUUUUUCCCGCACAUAGCGUUCUUUUCUCUGUAUCAUAUAGACUUUUGUGAUUGAAUUCAA